UGGGGCCGAGUUCCAGGCCCACAGUCCCAGUCCGGGUCGCGCCGCCCUCUUGAGCUUCGCGGCCCGCGCUGGGAGCGGGCCUGGCGCUCUCGCCUUGCCCCUGGGCGGGCCGGGCACCCGGGCCCUGCACCUUUGGCUGCCUGAGGAGAGCUGCUGGCUUUGGUCGCCUCCUAGUAGGAUAUUUCUUGAAGAUAAAGCAGAAAUCUUUGGAAUAGAUGGAUUUUUGUCACUUUCUGUGAACUAAAGCGAUUCAAUGUCUCUUUUGGAUUGUUUCUGCACUUCCCGAACACAAGUUGAAUCACUCAGAUCUGAAAAACAGUCUGAAACCAGUACCCAUCAAAACUUGGUUGAUGAGCCAUCCCUUUCCUUGUUGCCUCUAUCCACCAGAGCCAAUGAAGUGAUCUGUUCCACCAACGUUUCUCACUAUGAACUCCAAGUGGAAAUAGGAAGAGGAUUUGACAACUUGACUUCUGUCCAUCUUGCACGACAUACUCCUACAGGAACACUGGUCACUGUAAAAAUUACAAAUUUGGAAAACUGCACUGAAGAACGCCUGAAAGCUUUACAGAAAGCAGUGAUUCUGUCCCACUUUUUCCGGCAUCCUAAUAUUACAACUUAUUGGACUGUUUUCACUGUUGGCAGCUGGCUUUGGGUUAUUUCUCCUUUUAUGGCAUAUGGUUCAGCAAGUCAACUCUUGAGGACUUACUUUCCUGAUGGAAUGAGUGAAACUUUAAUAAGAAACAUUCUUUUUGGAGCAGUGAGAGGGUUGAACUAUCUGCACCAAAAUGGCUGUAUUCACAGGAGUAUUAAAGCCAGCCAUAUCCUCAUUUCUGGUGAUGGCCUAGUGACCCUCUCUGGCCUGUCCCAUCUGCAUAGUUUGGUUAAGCAUGGACAGAGGCAUAGGGCUGUGUAUGAUUUCCCACAGUUCAGCACAUCAGUGCAGCCGUGGCUGAGUCCAGAACUACUGAGACAGGAUUUACAUGGAUAUAACGUAAAAUCAGAUAUUUAUAGCGUUGGGAUAACAGCAUGUGAAUUGGCCAGUGGGCAGGUACCUUUCCAGGACAUGCACAGGACUCAGAUGUUGUUACAGAAACUGAAAGGUCCUCCUUAUAGCCCAUUGGAUAUCAUCAGUAUUUUCCCUCAAUCAGAAUCCAGAAUGAAAAAUUCUCGAUCAGGUGUAGACUCUGGGAUUGGAGAAAGUGUACAUGUCUCCAGUGGAACUCGCACAGUAAAUAGUGACAGACUACAAACACCAUCCUCGAAAACAUUCUCUCCUGCCUUUCUUAGCUUGGUACAGCUCUGUUUGCAACAAGAUCCUGAGAAAAGGCCAUCAGCAAGCAGUUUAUUGUCCCAUGUUUUCUUCAAACAGAUGAAAGAAGAAAGCCAGAGUUCAAUACUUUCACUGUUGCCUCCUGCUUAUCGCAAGCCAUCAAUAGCACUGCCUCCAGUGUCACCUUGGACUGAGCCGGAAUGUGAUUUUCCUGAUGAAAAAGACUUAAACUGGGAAUUCUAGGGCUGCCAAAUCCUUUUAUGUCCUUUAUACUUGACAUUUUCUCCCUGCUGCUUUUUCUUCUGUAUUGCUAGGUACAAAUACUAGAAUUAUACUUGAAAAUACAGUUGGUGCACUGGAGAAUCUGUCAUUUAAAACCACUCUGUUCAAGGGAGCGUGAGUUUGUAGCUCCUUUCGUUAGUUCAGAGUGCUAUUAUAACUCCAGGGAAACUUUGGAAUUAUGAUGUAAGUGCAUUUUGUGACAUCUUUUCUCAGUUUUUUUCCCCCCAAGCUGUGACUUCUGUUUGAUCUCUUAAUGUAAUUUUUGAGCCAGUUACUCUUUUCAGCAUUUUGCUGCCCUCAGGGGAAUGAGUCCUCAGAGGACAGAGCUUCCAAGUACAUUUUUUACUUCCAGAUUCUCUAGCCUUUUUGAUCAGCUGUUGUUACACCAACAGGCUAGUUUAUCCUGGCAUCAAAUCCUUUUUUGGUAGAAAGGAAAAUGUUUAUAUGGUCCCAUUUUAUUCUGUUAAUCCUUAUGGUAAUAUCAAACUGAGCCUCACAUUAAAUGAUUCACUUGAAAAUACAUAGAGAAGGUGUAAUUUGCUUUUUUUAUUUUUAAAAGGCUGAAGUAACACUUUUCUACUUAUGUAAAUUAUAGAUCCUAAAUUCACGUACCCUGUGGGAAUUCAAUAAAGAUUUAUUGAAUUGA
Molecule: messenger RNA, 2198 nt
Organism: Phacochoerus africanus (Common warthog)
Lineage: Eukaryota; Metazoa; Chordata; Mammalia; Artiodactyla; Suidae
Gene: STRADB
Product: STE20 related adaptor beta
Exons: 12
Coding region: 254-1513 (419 amino acids)
Biological process (GO): protein phosphorylation
Molecular function (GO): ATP binding; protein kinase activity; protein serine/threonine kinase activator activity
Source: RefSeq, a predicted model, not a curated record